Molecule: messenger RNA, 1073 nt
Organism: Xiphias gladius (swordfish)
Lineage: Eukaryota; Metazoa; Chordata; Actinopteri; Istiophoriformes; Xiphiidae
Product: troponin I, slow skeletal muscle-like
Exons: 4
Coding region: 272-730 (152 amino acids)
Biological process (GO): muscle contraction
Cellular component (GO): troponin complex
Source: RefSeq, a predicted model, not a curated record
GUGCGUCCAGUGCCUUGUAAUGUGAGAAAUGGUUGUGAAGUGUGUGAACUGCAUUAUACAUACAGUUUACAUAUAUAGUACUCUUAUGUAUAAAUAUUUUUAAAAUGAGUUGUAUCAUAAAAACAGAAAAUUCUGGUAUUUAUUUGGACUUUUGCCAUAUUUUUCCUGCUCUAAUUGGUCUAGAGAUUUCAAUCAAAUGAGAAAAAUGCAAUCUUUCAUCUAGUUAUUUUGAUUUUGUCCUUAGAUCAGACUAUUGGCAGUUGCUUCUCAGAUGCUGCAGGAGGAGAAGGAGCAGAAGAUGAGGGAGAAAGAAGCUGGUCUGGCAGAAAGAGUUCCUCCUCUAAAUCUGUCUGGCUUGUCUUUGCGAGAGCUGCAGGAUCUCUGCAAAGACAUGCAGCAAAAGAUUGAUGUUGCAGAUGAGGCGCGCUAUGAAAUUGGCCUCAAGGUUUCCAAAAAUGACAAGGAGAUCGAAAACAUGAAUGUGAGGAUCACUGAAAUUCAGAGUAAGUUCAAGAAACCGAUCCUGAAGAGAGUGAAGAUUUCAGCUGAGGCCAUGCUGAGCGUCCUGCUGGGCUCCAAACACAGAGAGUCCUUCGACUUCAAGGCCAACCUCAAAACGGUCAAGAAGGAAGAGGAAAGGAAGGAGGAGGUGACUGACUGGCGUAAGAAUGUGGAGGCCAUGUCUGGUAUGGAGGGCAGGAAGAAGCUAUUUAAUGCCUCUGGAAACUGAAGAGACAAUUAUUUUUGCUUAAAUCAUCUUCGUCUUAGGAUGAAUUUCUAGCCUAACCCUCUGAUCUAUAUCAUAAUGAUUUAGGAAUUGUAGGUAGGAACACCCUUAAAACCCAGAUUAUCUUCGAAAAGCAACAGACAUUGAAUAUUUUAUAGCAUGGUAGGCUGUUUGCUGUAGUUCUCCACUGCAGCCUUGAGAUGGCAGUAUAAUUCUUCAUCACACCAUCACACUCUACUCAGACACCUGUGGACCUACAGUAUUGUAUGUUGACAGUGGAGAAAUCUUGUUUGUCCUUCCUAAAUUAGCAACUAAUAGUGUCUUAUCUGUUGUGAUAAAUUGCCAU